Molecule: messenger RNA, 1785 nt
Organism: Rubroshorea leprosula
Lineage: Eukaryota; Viridiplantae; Streptophyta; Magnoliopsida; Malvales; Dipterocarpaceae
Source: the annotation of a GenBank genome assembly
GGUGGAGAGAAUAAAGAAUUUUGAAUGUUGGGUAGGCAAUAAGCUCGGGGAUUUGAACGCGAAUAUUGUUUUGAAAAGGGUUUUGCCGUGGACUUGGAAGAUCAACGGCCGACGGAAUGGCGGCCGACUUGCCGAUGAGCCCUCAAUUGGAGCAGAUCUACGGUGAAAUUCAGGAUCAUUUUCGUGCUCUUGCGGUAUUUGAAAGACUCAAAAUCCGUGUAUUUCAAAUUCAUCCUUAAACCCAUGGAUUUCAAUUUCAAACCUUGCAUUUUCUCCACACCCCAACAGCGAUGAAGCCUCCAUUGUGACUUCCGUUCAUCGUCAACUCUGCCGCUGCUCUCUCACGUUCUUGUCAUCGGCAACUGAAACCACUCCACGAUCGCACGCAUCUGCCUGAGUUUUCAUCAUCUCUGUCAACAGCAGAUUAGUGUAGCUUAAAAUUUUGCUGGCUGUGGACAUCUUUGUGUGGCUUGCGUUUCCUUUGAAGAAAUUGAAGGUACGUGUUGCUCUUGCAUUUUCUAACUUUGUUUGGUUGUUGAGAAAAUUUGAGUGAAGAUAUAAAUUUACUAGUGGCUUCAAUUUAUGUUGCAUUUUUUUUAUUGUGUCUAAUGAGUUUACAAGCUUCUGGGUUUGUCCACACUGGAGAGUAGAGAUGGCAUGCUCAUUUUGUCAUUUGGCAGAAAGCAGAAUCAUGUUCCUCGUCUGUUGUUUCAACUUAGGAAGUUAACCCUUUUUAAGCUGAUCCUGAUGAAUGGACAUAGGAAAUCCCUAUGUGUAUACAUAUCUCAUGUAAAUCUAAUAUCAGAUUUAGAAUCUCUAAUAUCAUAUUCCCAACUUUAAAAUUUUUCCUUAAAUGUGACAUGUUGUAGGUUGCCCUUUUGGUUAUGUUAUGUAUAAAGAUAAAAUUUCAUCUUAAUUUCUUGCUUACUUUUGCCGAACAAGGCUGGUUGCUGUUGCAACGCAGAAGUUUGUUGUGGAGGUGGCAAGUGGUGCACUUCUGUAUGAUACUAAAACUCUUUCUCUACACUUUUGCCUUUGCUUCCCCUGUUCCAUUUUUCAGGCUUACUGCAUAUGGCAUAUUUUGCUUGGGCUGAUAAGUCUGACAGUGUUUGCAAAAUUGACAAUAUCUCAAGAUAUUUGAUGCUAGAAGUAAUAAAUAAACUAAUUUCUCAUGCUUAAGCUCCAAGUCUCUAAUAUGAACUAUGGAAUGAAUGCGAGAUGCAUAGUUGCUGCAGUGUUUCUCAGGAGAAUUGUGUCCUGUUAUAUAUGGCUUUGCCUAGGGAAAUAUUGAAAACUUUUUGUCACCAUGUCUUGGAGAACUUGGUAGUCAGUACACUAUUUAGUAAUUUCAUUUUUUAAUCUGUCCAUGUUGAAGUUGGUAAUGUGUGCUUUACCCAACUGUAGGCAUUGUAAGGCAAGGCAAGCUGCCAUAGUCAAGGAUAAAAGAGAGAGGCAGCAGAAGGUGCGCCAUCUGUGUCUAUUUUCUGAAUUUCCCAAUUGCUUUUAAGAAUUCAAGUUUUCUUUCUUGACCUUUGUUUUGAGACGGUUUUAUGCUAGUUUCUCAUAAGUAAUUGAUUAUAGAUGUUGCAUUACUUUCUAAGCUUAUCUGAAGGGGUAGGAUUUUGUUGGAAUGUUUUUAAUUUCCCCUAAGCCAUACUAGGGUUCGCCUAUACUGCUUAGGACAAAGCAUUUAGACAAUGUGUACAUUUAUGAUAGGACUGUAUCAACGAGCAGAGCCAACUUCAUCUGGCUUUAUCAUCAGGCAAAUAACAUUUUUCCCUUUUC